Messenger RNA from Panonychus citri (citrus red mite), 1353 nucleotides. RefSeq names its product GATA zinc finger domain-containing protein 4-like. NCBI's taxonomy places the organism in Eukaryota, Metazoa, Arthropoda, Arachnida, Trombidiformes, Tetranychidae. The transcript is spliced from 2 exons. The coding region runs from base 268 to 1245 and encodes 325 amino acids. The record is from RefSeq and is a predicted model, not a curated record.
AAUUCUUGUGGUUAAAUUGAUUGUCAUCAAUUAAAAUUGUGUUGAUAUUUUUCAGUUUGAUUCAAGUAAAUUAUUUAAAUUGUGAUUUUGAUUUUGAUUUCAUUUAUUAUAUCCUAAUUAAUGAUUAAUAUUAAUCAUGAAUUCACAUAAUAUUUUUCACAACAAUUUAUUAUUAAUAUUAAACAAUCAAAUAAUCAAUAAAAUUAAAUCAACAAUAAACAUCAAGUUGUUUGAUUACAAAAGUUGAACUGUUAUUGAUAUAAUUAAAUGCUCAAUUCAAUUCAAUCACCUAAUUGUAACAAUCAACUAAUCAAGACCAACAAAUCAAUGACCAAAGAUAAUCAUUAUCACCAAAAUCAACACAAUCAACAUCCCAAUAAACAAUAUCAACAUAAUCAUAAUCAUAAUCAUAAUCGUAAUCGUAAUUGUAAUCAGAGUCUUAAUCCUAAUCCUAAUCCGUAUCAUUAUCAUCACAAUAAUAAAUCAGGUGAAAGUAAAAAAUCAUCAACAAUUAGUUUAAAUAUUCACGAUACAAAUGACAUUCGUUAUUCACAAUCAAAUACACAAUUACAAUUAAAACGAUUGUCUUUAAGUGCUUCGUUAAUUGAGAUCUACUUUGGGAAACAUUAUCGUUCACCCGAUGUCCUUGUUGUCUCUGGAUUUAUAUUGAUCUUAAUUGGAUUAGGAGCCAUUUUGAUUAGUGUUUAUGUUUAUUUCAAUGAAGAUCAAUUUCAAGAAAUGACUUUUCUCGGUGGAUCGGCAAUGAUGGCGAUCGGAUUCAUUUGUUGUUCUUGUCGAAUCAUUUUCUUUGGUCCUCAUUUGCUUAAUUGUUGUCCAACAAUCAAAUCCUCCACAACAAUUAACACUUAUCACAAUCAAAGAAGACCAACUAAUCCUCCUUUUUUCACCGCUGCAUCAACCGCGAUGUCCACAGUCACUUGUAUUGGUGUUAAAUUCAAUUCCAAUCAAUCAACUGAAAGGCCAAUCGAAUCUUCAUCGAAAUCAAUUGAUUCAAAUUCAAUUCAUGGGAAUACCAGUAGUUUAGAAUCAAUUGAAACAAUUAAAGAUGAAAUUUGUGACCAACAAUCAACUAAUCAAAUUGAUCACAAUCAUAAACAUAAACAUAAUCAUGACAUUGAUCAUGAUCACAAUUAUAAUCAAAACAAUCAAAACAAUCAAAAGAUAAAAACAAUUAACCCAAUCAUGUUACAAUAUAUUUCCAAUUUAGGAAAUAAAUCAUCAUGAUUAAUCAAUUUCCAUAAAAGUAAAUUAAUAAUCAAAAUUAAAGAAAAACAAUUAGAAUAUUUUCUUUGAUCAAUUAAAAAGAAUCGAAAGAAAAUAUCAACAACAGUU